Molecule: messenger RNA, 1551 nt
Organism: Ruditapes philippinarum (Manila clam)
Lineage: Eukaryota; Metazoa; Mollusca; Bivalvia; Venerida; Veneridae
Exons: 3
Coding region: 1-1551 (516 amino acids)
Source: RefSeq, a predicted model, not a curated record
AUGGCAAACGCUAUAAGACGGUUACAGGCCUUAGGGGAGGUAGAGCGUUGGGGGAGGGCACACACCGUGAGGUUGAUGUGGCGCUUGCUGUACAUCACGCCAUUGUCAGCAGAACAUGGGUUAGGUACCAGCAAUAUGGUACAACCGUCAGGAGGAAUGGCGGAGACACACAAAUGGUGGCGACAUGCUGUAAUGGCUGUUUCCGGGAGGAAGGCUGGUAUGCAUUUCAAAUCACCAACAUUAAAGAGUUCUGGUGACGGUCUUAAAGUAUUUUGCCUGCCCUGUGACAGAGAUGGCGAGAGAUUGGCCGCUCAUGGCUUCUGCAAGAAUUGUCAUGAGCACUUAUACAUAAAAGAAUUCCGUAAAGAAAUCAAUCAAAGGCUAGAUGAGCUUGAGGUGCAAGCAGAAAGAAGAGCACAUGAAACACUGCGUGAAAAUUUCAAAAAUCUUAACAAAAUAGAAACAGCUUGUAAUGAAACCACCAGCAGUAUUCAGAAAUCAGCUGACAAAAUCAAACAAUAUAACAUAUCAAAACAAGCAGACGAACUUUUCAUUGAACUAAAGUGUGCAGAGCAAAUGCUAAAAGAGUAUGAUAAAACUUUUGCAGAUUUAUCGAACUUUGAUAUCAAGGAGUAUAACUUUAAACCCAAUGAAACGAUAUUCACAUUGCUCAAACAAGAAACUUUCCUUGGAAGAUUAGCACUGACAGCUCUAAACACAGAAUGUACAGCACCAGCAUCACAAAUAGAGUCAAAUCAAUUUCCUGGCAAAGAAAAUGGAGAUAUAUGUGUGAAAACUUCACAAGACAAAUUUAGCUGCUGGAUUACCGGGAUGACUCUGCUGACUCCCGAACUUCUUAUCAUCACUGACUUCUUAAACAGUGCUGUAAAGGUGGUAGAUACUAGCAGCCAAUCUGUGUCUGUUCAACUACAACUAGAUGUUGAACCAUGGGAUAUCACCGCAGUUACCAAUAUAGAACUUGCUGUUACCCUUCCUCAUAAACAAGUGAUACAGUUUCUAUCAAUCUCAACAAACACACUAUUAAAGAAGCGGCAGUUGAAGGUUGAUGGAGAUUGUCGUGGAAUCAGUUGUUAUCAACGUAAACUUGUUGUUUCAUUCAAUAAUCCCGUGAAAGUCCAAAUCUUUCAGAGAAAUGGGACUGUACUGAACACCAUUGAAAACGAACUAUUCAGGUCCCCCUUAUAUAUCACAACAAACAAUCAGUUUAUAUAUGUAUCUGACUGGAAAAUGAAAACAGUAACAAUAUUAAAUUGGCAGUAUGAAGAGAUUGCAAACAAUACUAGUAUGGAUGACCCUAAAGGAAUUUCACUGUCGGAUGAUGGUACGGUCUUUGUGAGUGAUGGAGUGAGAAAUGUUAUAGAAGAGAUGUCAGGAGAUUGUUCAGCAGGAGAAGUUGUGCGGAAGGAUCUGAAAUAUCCAUUUGCUGUAUGUUUUUGUAGUAAAACAAGGAAGCUAUACUAUAGCUGUCAUAGUGGGGAUUUCAAAGUUGACAAUGUCCUUAAAAUAUUCAAAGUGCCAGGGAAAAUAUGA